AUGAGUGCUGAAAACGGCAAAAAUUCAAUAAAAGGCGAUUCUGAUGUUUCAUCACUUCGUCCAAUCGCUGACGAUGCUUUCUUUGUGGUAAACGAAGUUGUUAUGAAGCAUUUGGGUCAUGUCCCGAUUCUCAAGGGUGAUUUUCAUUUGCUACCCAAUAAGGUGCAGCAUUUUGUGGCUGAAAAAACAGAACUGAUGCGUCCACGUGGUAUUUUCAUUUGUGAUGGUUCACAGCAUGAAGCUGAAGAGAUUAUUCACAAAUUGGUAGAGCGUGGAAUGCUCUCAGAAUUGAAAGCAUAUCAAAACAAUUACAUAUGCAGAACAGAUCCCAAGGAUGUAGCACGAGUGGAGAAUAAAACGUGGAUGGUUACAUCGGAUAAGUAUCAAACCGUAUGCCAUGUGAGAGAAGGUGUCGAACCGAUUAUGGGUCAUUGGAUGUCUCCAGAGGUUUUCGGUGAAGAGUUGGAUUCAAGAUUUCCGGGUUGCAUGGCAGGUCGCAUCAUGUACGUGAUCCCGUUCUCUAUGGGGCCUAUCGGUGGUCCAUUAUCGAAAAUCGGAGUUCAGUUAACCGAUGCGAAUUACGUCGUUCUUUGUAUGCGCAUAAUGACUCGUGUAUCAUCGGAAGUUUGGGAUGCACUCGGUGAUAAUGAUUUUGUGCGUUGUAUACAUUCGGUUGGACUACCUCGACCGGUCAAACAGCAUGUGAUCAACCACUGGCCGUGCAAUCCGGAACGUGUGAUUGUAGCGCAUCGUCCGGCCGAACGUGAAAUUUGGUCAUACGGCUCGGGAUAUGGUGGCAAUUCUUUAUUGGGAAAGAAGUGCUUCGCAUUGCGCAUCGCAUCGAAUAUUGCCCAUGAUGAAGGAUGGAUGGCGGAGCAUAUGCUCAUUAUGGGUGUGACACGUCCGAAUGGCAAAGAACAUUUCAUCGCAGCUGCAUUCCCAUCAGCUUGUGGCAAAACAAAUCUAGCGAUGUUAGAACCAGCAUUGCUCGGCUGGAAAGUUCGCUGUGUUGGCGAUGAUAUCGCUUGGAUGAAGUUCGGUGACGAUGGACGUUUAUACGCAAUCAAUCCUGAAGCAGGCUUCUUUGGCGUUUGCCCAGGAACAUCCAACAAAACUAAUCCAAUGGCAGUAGCCACCUUCCAGAAGAAUAGCAUCUUUACGAAUGUGGCCGAGACUGCUAACGGUGAAUAUUUCUGGGAAGGUCUCGAGGAUGAACUCAAGGACAAAAAUGUUGAAAUUACGAAUUGGCUGGGACAAAAGUGGCACAUUGGUGAUCCCACACCAGCAGCACAUCCGAACUCACGUUUCACUGCACCGGCCAGACAAUGCCCAAUAAUUCAUCCAGAAUGGGAAUCACCAAAAGGCGUCCCAAUUGACGCGAUUGUUUUCGGUGGAAGAAGACCUGAAGGCGUACCGUUGGUUUUCGAGACGUUCUCGUGGACGCAUGGUGUAUUCACUGGCGCAUGUCUGAAAUCGGAAGCAACUGCUGCUGCUGAACAUAAGUCCAAAACCGUCAUGCAUGAUCCGAUGGCGAUGCGUCCAUUUAUGGGAUAUAACUUUGGCAAAUACCUUCAACACUGGCUUAAUCUUGAGCGUCCGGAUCGCGAGAUGCCCAAAAUCUACCACGUAAAUUGGUUCCGUAAGAACGAAGAAGGCAAAUUCAUGUGGCCCGGUUUCGGAGACAAUAUCCGCGUUAUCGACUGGAUCUUACGUCGCCUUGAUGGUGAACCCGGAAUCGGUAAAGAAACGGCAAUUGGUGUUGUGCCGGUUGAAGGAUCGUUGAAUUUGAGUGGUAUUGAGAAGAAGGUGAACUUUGAUGAUUUGAUGAGUGUGCCAGGUGACUACUGGCAUGAAGAUGCAAAAGAAGUUCGUCACUUCCUUGAUGAUCAGGUACUUUUUAGUUAUUUCAUUUCAUUUUUGUUACGUAUGGCAGUACCGUACAUGAGAUCAGGUUAG
Molecule: messenger RNA, 1956 nt
Organism: Anisakis simplex (herring worm)
Lineage: Eukaryota; Metazoa; Nematoda; Chromadorea; Rhabditida; Anisakidae
Source: the annotation of a GenBank genome assembly